Messenger RNA from Lates calcarifer (barramundi perch), 1202 nucleotides. RefSeq names its product stress-associated endoplasmic reticulum protein 2. The record is from RefSeq and is a predicted model, not a curated record. Gene Ontology annotation, biological process: endoplasmic reticulum unfolded protein response. The transcript is spliced from 3 exons. Gene Ontology annotation, cellular component: endoplasmic reticulum. The coding region runs from base 249 to 446 and encodes 65 amino acids. Lineage: Eukaryota; Metazoa; Chordata; Actinopteri; Centropomidae.
UUUUGGCAACACGGAAGAAUAAUCUGACUGAUAUAAAUUCACUAUGCGUGCUUUGAAAAACACAAAAUGUCGGUUUGUAGCCGCUCUUGAGGUGAAAAUUCGUGCCUGAACUUUGAAAGUCGAUUCGUCGAGUUUCCGGUUUCGCCGUUCCAGCUUGAUGCAGGGGUGCUGUCGUCAGCCUGCAGCAUCAGAAAAUAACAGGCUAAACACACUAAUUAAUCCCGGCUUUUUAAUAAUCGUUCUGGAAGAUGGUGGCUAAACAGAGGAUCCGCAUGGCCAACGAGAAACACAGCAAGAACAUCACGCAGAGAGGAAACGUAGCCAAGACGCUGCGACCACAAGAGGAGAAGUAUCCUGUGGGCCCCUGGUUACUUGCCCUAUUCGUAUUUGUUGUGUGUGGAUCAGCCAUAUUUCAGAUCAUUCAGAGCAUCCGCAUGGGGAUGUGAUCCAGAAGGCUUCUCCGGACCCACGCCCCACCCCACACGGCCCCAUGCCCUCACUGAGCCUGGCUAGCCCACACCUGCACAGCACAGACCCCCCUCCCCCAUCUUCCAGAGGCCCAGAGACUGACACCAGAGCUUCAGAUCAAGCCGAUUUUGAGCGAGAGAGAUAGAGAGAGAAGCUUCCUCCGACCACCGCCUCCUCCACCUCCACCACCCCUGAUCAGCGUUUACAGUGUUGCAGUUUGUGGUACUGACAGCUUUUCUAUGGACAGUCUAAAACCACGCUGGCAGAAGAACGUGUGUGUCUCAUUACUCACUUGGCACUUGUUUGUGUUUAGGUGUGAGACUGUUGACGUGAGACUGUGCGGCUGGUGAUUCCUGCUGACAAUGUGCCAUAUCUGUCUGUCUCGGUGUUCAUGUGUGUUGUGUGAGAAGAAUCUUUUUUCAAAUAAAUGUCGAGCAUUUAGGGAGCACCCCGGUUUUACUUCUGCUUUUUGUAGCCUCCCUGUGUUUAUCAGUGCACCCACUCCCACACACACUAUGUGCUGAUGUGCUGGUGUAGAGGAUGAGCGAGGAGAGCAUGGAAGGAAAAUCAGAAAAAGGUGGUUAUUCUUCCUUAAGCAUGUUUAUUGAAAGUUGUGAAGUGCAGCUGUCAAGUGCAAUUGUGGUAUGUAUGUUACAAUAUUUUAUCCGGUCUUCACGGAAACAUGCACAGAACAUGAGCAUACAACUGAUACACAGAAUGAAAAAGAAAAAACA